CGACACGCAGGUUAUCUAUAAUUCUACGUUUACCUUUUUUUAUUAAAUUAUUCUUCUAAAUAUCUAAUAUCCAUAUUUUUUACAACCCACCGAAUUAUUUAGAACGGUUACGAAGACCCUGGAAUAAACUUGGUAACCGACAAUCGGAUCAAUUGGUGCAAAUAAUUAUUUUAUUGCAUUGAUAUCGAUCUUUUUUAAGAAUAAUUGAAACUUGAAGAUGUUGAAGGGUAUUGUAGCUUUGGUGACUGGCGGUGCCUCCGGACUAGGCCGUGGUACUGUAGAAAGAUUUAUUAAGCAAGGCGCAAAGGCAGUUAUUGCUGAUUUGCCUGUUUCAAAAGGCAAAACUGUAGCUGAGGAAUUAGGAGAGAAUGCAAUAUUUGCACCUAUGGAUGUAACUUCAGAAUCAGAUGUUCAAGCUGCUCUUGAGCUUACAAAACAAAAGUUCGGCAAGCUGGAUGUCUUAGUUAAUGCUGCUGGCAUUGCAAUUGCUUUUAAGACAUACAAUAGCAAUAAAAAACUCCCUCACAAAUUAGAGGACUUUUCUAAGGUUCUCCAAGUCAAUACAAUUGGUACUUUCAACGCCAUUCGCCUUUCUGUUGGUCUGAUGAUUGAAAAUACUCCUAAUCAAGAUGGUCAAAGGGGUGUAAUUAUUAAUACUGCAAGUGUCGCAGCAUUUGAUGGCCAAAUAGGCCAAGCUGCUUAUUCUGCUUCGAAAGGAGCAAUUGUAGGAAUGACCUUGCCAAUAGCUCGCGACCUUUCCAAGGACGGAAUUCGUGUCGUAACAAUUGCUCCAGGACUUUUUAACACUCCAUUAUUAAUGGAGUUGCCAGAGAAGGUGCGAAUUUUUCUAGCAAAGAGUAUUCCCUUCCCUCAAAGAUUAGGGAAUCCUGAUGAGUAUGCAAUGUUGGUGCAACAGAUUGUGGAAAAUCCACUACUAAAUGGGGAGACAGUUAGAUUGGAUGGUGCUCUAAGAAUGCAAGCUUAAAAGAUCAUCAGUCUUCCAUAUUAAUGGAAUAUUCCAUAUGGAAUUAAAUCACUAAAAUUUUUUUUUGUAUUUCUAUUUUC
This is a messenger RNA of Camponotus floridanus (Florida carpenter ant), 1065 nucleotides long. It is a transcript of the gene scu, whose product is annotated as 3-hydroxyacyl-CoA dehydrogenase type-2. The coding region runs from base 218 to 985 and encodes 255 amino acids. The record is from RefSeq and is a predicted model, not a curated record. Gene Ontology annotation, cellular component: mitochondrion. NCBI's taxonomy places the organism in Eukaryota, Metazoa, Arthropoda, Insecta, Hymenoptera, Formicidae. The transcript is spliced from 5 exons. Gene Ontology annotation, biological process: estrogen metabolic process; fatty acid metabolic process; androgen metabolic process. Gene Ontology annotation, molecular function: estradiol 17-beta-dehydrogenase [NAD(P)+] activity.